AGGACCUGCUAAUUCUCACACAUAUCUUCCUUAAAGGGCUUCCAGACAUACCGCAUACACCCCUCCACAUUGCCAACAACAGCCCUGAGUCCUCUCAUCUGCCCCAUCAGCCCUAGGUCCCUGCAAGGGCCAUUCCUCCCACUCCAUCCCCUGACUAUCUCGACGGAGGUCUCCGGCCAUCACCCCGCCGUUUUGUGUGCUACACACAUGCCUUACCACGCCAAUUACAACCUCCCGCCUUAUUCCCGUGCAGCAAGGACACAAAGAGCUCACUUGCAACCCGCAGCGCCAACUGGCGCAAGGACACCGCCAACGCUUCAGCAACAACCGCAAGCUACACCCCAGUGGCUACGAUGGCUGCCUCGAACAGCAGCAACGCCAGCCUCGUCGCUCUGGUCAACGCCGGCGACGCAGGACUACGGGCCGCCCUCUCCGCUGACGCCCGCGCCAUGUUCUUCAAUG
Penaeus monodon (black tiger shrimp) is the source of this 462-nucleotide messenger RNA. Its product is annotated as zygote-specific protein 3-like. NCBI's taxonomy places the organism in Eukaryota, Metazoa, Arthropoda, Malacostraca, Decapoda, Penaeidae. Gene Ontology annotation, molecular function: protein binding. The record is from RefSeq and is a predicted model, not a curated record.